This is a messenger RNA of Trichoderma gamsii, 924 nucleotides long. RefSeq lists its product as hypothetical. Lineage: Eukaryota; Fungi; Ascomycota; Sordariomycetes; Hypocreales; Hypocreaceae. The coding region runs from base 1 to 924 and encodes 307 amino acids. The record is from RefSeq and is a predicted model, not a curated record. The transcript is spliced from 2 exons.
AUGGCCGCGCCCCUGCGCAACUCGCUGACGAGCCAUGCCGGCCGCUCAUGCUCAUGUUUCCGAUCUUGGCCCGGCGCUUCAGUCCGUGGCAUCACCAGCUUCGGCCCGGCCAAUGCUCCCGCGCAGGCGCCGGCGUUGACAGAGAGUCUUUCAACAGAACAAUCGCAAUCAGAUGACGAUGCUCUGCUAUUACUGCGGCAAGAUAAAGUAUCAUCUGCGCGGGGCAGCUUGUCGCGGACGACGCACUUUGAGAGCUCUGGAGCUGUGUGGAUGGGAGGCCGGGGAGAGACGCCGCCGGAUCCCAACAAAGCAAAGCUCGGCAAGACUCUGCGAAUCCUCCAAGAACGCCUUCCAACGCUGCUCCAAUCUCCCCUCCCGCAGGACAUCCUCGCCCCCAACAUCUCGCUCCAGCUAUUCCCCUCCACGCAUCCUCACCUGCCCGUCGUCUCCGGCCGAGUCGCUUACGCCGCCGCCCUCUGGACCUCGCCCAUUGCCUGGAACCGCGUGCCCAUCAUCGGCAACGUGAAGCUCGAGAUCCUCGCCGAGCGCAUGACGUCAGAGCCGCUGACUUUCCUGCCCAGACGGCCCGGCGCCACGUCGGAACAGCUCGUCGUGCGCUGGUGCGAGAAGCGCAAGACCAAGGAGAGCAAAUCUGGAGGUGGUGGGAGUUCGUUGCCGUGGCUGAGGCUGGCGAGGGGCGUGGAUCCGAACAAGGCCUUUACGGGGCUGUUCAUCUUCGACUUUGAUGCCGAGGGGAGGAUCUUGACGCAUACCAUUGAGCAGGCGCAGGAGGGCGGCGAUUGGGAGAAGGGCAUGGGCGCCAAGUUUGUGGGCCUGACGGAUUGGCUGCUUGGUGGCAUGACGAGGGAUCCUGGCGCUCCGAUACCAAUGUUUGAGAGGAAACGAUGUUGUAGUUCCCAGUGA